AGAGCUUUUUUAUGGAAGCAAAAGAGUGAUAAAAACCAAAGAGGAAGCCAGGAUGCUCUUUGAAGAAUUCCAUUCCUCGCCCAUUGGUGGACACACGGGGAUUGGUAAAACACGUGCUGCCAUCUGUGCCAGAUUUUACUGGCAUGGCAUGUCAGUUGACAUUGAAAAUUGGGUAUUGGAAUGUGAUCAAUGUCAAAAAGUUGGAAAGCCUUUGACUGCUGUGCAGACCUUACAGUGCAUCAAGGUAAAUAAGUGCAGUAACAUACAGUAUACAUAUACUAAACCUACUUUAUACACACUAAACUUACUUUACAUUUGGUGGACUUGAUAGGUUUCUGCUGUUUGGGAGCUUGUUGGCAUUGAUUUAACUGGACCAUUACCUGAAACUGCAGAUGGCUUUAAAUACAUCCUCACAGCCACAGACUACUUCUCUAAGUGGGUUGAGGCUUUUCCUUUAAAAACCAAGACAGCAGCUGAAGUUGGAAGACAUCUCUGUUCCAUCAUUUAUAGGCAUGGUUGUCCCCAGAGAAUUCUCUCAGAUCAGGGAAGGGAAUUUGUAAAUGAUCUUAACCACAGGCUUUGUGAAAUGUUGUGCAUCAAAAGAAGUGUGACAGCAGCUUAUCAUCCUCAAACUAAUGGCCUGGAUGAAAAGACCAACGACAACAUUAAACGUAAUGAAGGUCUGGGCUGCAAAUGUCACUGGUCAGGUUGAAGCAGUUGUUGGGCCAUAUAAGCUCUAUGACUCUUCUUUUCACUCACUGCAAGGGGCCGAGUGGCUUGCUGAUGAAGUUAUUGAUGCAUACCUGCACCUGGUCGUUGAAAAACAACAGAACCACAUACACCAGCUUUGUGCAGUUGUUGCACGUUCGUUGUUUGCUGGACAGUUCAGAUGCCUAGGAAAGAUGAAGUUUCCCAUUGAGGACAUUUGGCUGUGCCCUGUGAACGUUGGAGCACAUUGGAUUCUUGUGAUUAUCAACAUGCCUGAAAAAACACUCCUUGUGAUUGACCCAAUGGGAAAUGAACGUUCUUAUGAACAUAAGAUUCUGCGGAACUGGAGGAAUUUUUUAAAACUGAGAUGUGAUGAGCAAACAGCCCAGUGGCAAUUACGGACCCUGAAGCACGACCUGCAGAUGGAUUCCAGCAGUUGUGGAGUAUUGGUAUUGAAUUUUGCUGAACAAUACCUGCUGACAGGAACGAUCAGCAAUGUUCAGACUACGCCUGAAGCGGUCAGCUCAGCACGCAUGAAAGUAGCCUGCACACUUCUUGGAUGUCGAGGUAAUGCAGAGGAGUACUGUGUGCUUUGCAGCAUGCUGGAAGACGACCCCAACGAAAGCAUGAUUGAAAUGGUACAGUGUGAGAGCUGCAAUAGAUGGGCACAUUUUAAAUGUUGCAACUUCAGUAGCCUAAAUGUGUUUAUGUGCAAAAAGUGUGUAGUAUAGUUUGAGUGUAUGUCCCUUUAUCAUUUGCAUUGAUAACAGUCUGCAGCACAGUGUGGUCUUAGUUCAUAUUUAUAUUAAUAACUUAUUGUUUUACUUGUUUUGUAUUGUGCCUCUGUGUUGCAUGAUUUUGAAUUUUGAAAUGAAUUUGAUUAAUAAUCUCCUUUCUGUAUA
Molecule: messenger RNA, 1610 nt
Organism: Rhinichthys klamathensis goyatoka
Lineage: Eukaryota; Metazoa; Chordata; Actinopteri; Cypriniformes; Leuciscidae
Exons: 12
Coding region: 636-1439 (267 amino acids)
Biological process (GO): protein desumoylation
Cellular component (GO): nucleus
Molecular function (GO): deSUMOylase activity
Source: RefSeq, a predicted model, not a curated record